Messenger RNA from Physella acuta, 1383 nucleotides. Its product is annotated as G-protein coupled receptor GRL101-like. Gene Ontology annotation, biological process: adenylate cyclase-activating G protein-coupled receptor signaling pathway; hormone-mediated signaling pathway; activation of adenylate cyclase activity. The record is from RefSeq and is a predicted model, not a curated record. Lineage: Eukaryota; Metazoa; Mollusca; Gastropoda; Physidae. Gene Ontology annotation, cellular component: plasma membrane. Gene Ontology annotation, molecular function: protein binding; protein-hormone receptor activity; G protein-coupled peptide receptor activity.
AUGUGUGCUAAGCCAUUAAAUGCGUUAUGUGAAGGAGGAAAAUCCUGCUCAACCAGUCUAUGGAUGAGUCAACGUGAAGACGUGUGUCUCAAGACAAGCCAGAUAUGUGACGGUGUACAAGACUGUCUUGACAACAGUGACGAGGAGUUUUGUGACGAAUGUCCUCUAACUUCAACAGCUGAUGGGUCAUGCUUGUACAAAUGUUCGAACUCCUACUGCAUUCUGGAGUCCAUGAUAAUGGAUGGAGUCGCGGACUGCCCGUUAGGGGACGACGAGAGAGUCCCUGAUGAAACUUUUUACUGUCGUCAAGACAUCAAUCACCUCUACACACUAAGCAACCUGUGUAACGGGAGAUGUGAUUGUGUUGAAGGUUGUGAUGAUGAGUUGCUUUGCCACGAAAAAUGUCCCUCAGGAUUUCAGUGUCUGUGGGGUGUCACUAAAUUGUUUGAAGAUUUUGAUUUUAAGGGGCCGGGAAUUCCCUCUCAUACAUGUAACGCCCCAAGUGACGCCAUAUCUUCAUGUGAAAAUCUACUUGAUGAUGUUGUAAAACGUACACUGAUAUGGCUGGUGGCGCUGAUAGGUUCUAGUGGUAAUGCUGUUGUCGUUGGCUACAGAAUAUUUUAUGAGAAACAUUUAUUAAAACAAGGCUACAGGAUGUUCGUUACGAACCUGGGCUUGUCAGAUUUGAUCAUGAGCGUUUAUUUACUGAUCAUAGCAGGAGCUGAUGUUUACUACCGUGACGACUACGUGUUGUAUGACACAGAAUGGCGAGACAGUUCACUGUGUAAGGCCGCAGGUUUUCUUGCUACUCUCUCGACUGAGACGUCUUCACUGUUUGUUUUAUUCAUCACUUUAGAUCGAUAUUUCACAUUUAAAAAUCCACUCAAUCAGACAAAAUUUACUCCCCAAAUUUUAGCUUGUGUUGUUACUUUGAUCUGGGCAACUGGACUAGCCAUCUCCACAAUCCCCAUUUUGUUUCCUGACUUGCAGGUCUACUCGUCCAAUGCUGUGUGUCUGGCACUUCCAGUCAAUCUGACACACCCACUUGGCUGGAUGUUUUCUUUACUUCUCUAUACUGUAGUCAAUUUUCUCAUGAUGAUUAUGAUCAUUUCAGGACAAAUGCUAAUCUUUAAACAAAUAGCCAUGCCCUCUAACUCUCUAAUCAAUACAUCAGCCCACAGGAGACGUGAGAUCACAGUUGCCAAAAACCUUUCUCUGGUCGUCGUGUCCAACGUUCUCUGUUGGUUUCCUAUCUGCCUCAUUAGUCUCAUGUCUGCUGCUGGCUAUACAUUUAGUCCAGACGUCUAUGGCUGGCUGGCUGUAUCCAUAAUGCCUCUCAACUCUGCCGUCAACCCAAUACUUUUCAUUAUAACUGCAAUUUAA